AACAAAACAAGUGAUGCUUGGCGCUCUGCUUCUUCUUCGACAUUCAAAAAGCGUGGUGCCGAAAGUCACUGGCUUGGCACGUUUAAUGGCCAACUUUACACAAGUUAGUAACCCCAUAACGGGGCAGAGUGGAUGGCAGGAGCGCGACGAUAACUAUGACUAUCACUUGGAGGUGGCAAAUGCGGGCUUUGGCGACAUGUUGCAUGAUUGGGAGCGCAACCAAAAAUACUACAAGGCUCUUAAAAAAACUAUAGCUAACAUGCGCGAAGCGGGCAAGAAGGUGCAUGUGCUGGACAUUGGUACGGGCACUGGCAUAUUGGCAAUGAUGGCAUUACGCGCUGGCGCUGAUACUGUCACAGCCUGUGAAGCUUUUAUGCCCAUGGCAAAUUGUGCACAACGCAUUUUGGCAGCCAAUGAUGCAUCACAGGUGCGCCUCAUACGCAAGCGCUCAACGGAAAUAGUAAUGGGCGUGGAUAUGACACAAAGAGCAAACUUGCUUGUAGCUGAGCUGCUGGACACGGAGCUGAUUGGCGAAGGUGCCAUUGGCAUCUACAAUCAUGCCCAUAAAGAGUUACUCACCGAAGAUGCCUUAUGUAUACCCGCGCGUGCAAAUUGUUAUGCACAGGUUGUGGAAUCGUCGCUUGCGGCUCAGUGGAAUAGCUUAAAACUAUUGGCCAAUCUAGAUGGCGAUAUACUGCUGCGUCCACCUAAAGAAUUACAGCAAUGCAGUGGCGAGGCGGCACUGCAUGAUGUGCAGCUAUCCCAGCUGCCCUCCAAUAGCUUUCGUUGUUUAACGGAGCCCGCAGAGAUUUUCGAGUUUGACUUCCAACGGAAGCAGCCGCGUGAGUUAAAACGCCAACGUGCCGUAAAAAUACAGCUGCAACACGCUGGCAAUGCGGAGCUGGUCUUUUACUGGUGGCAAAUAGCGUUGGACGACGCUGGUGAGGUGCUGCUCAGCUGCGCGCCUUAUUGGGCACAUCCUGAGCUAUGUCAACUGCAAAACACUUGCCAGGACAACCGGCGACCGCUGGCUAAUUUAGUCCCCUGGCGGGAUCACUGGAUGCAAGCCAUCUAUUACCUGCCCCAGCCGGUACAACUGCAACUGAGCGAUGCGCAUUUAUGGCUGAACUGCUGCCACGACGAAUACUCGCUCUGGUUUGAGGCUCACAAGCAGCUGCCUACAGAGAAGCAGGUGCGUCGCCAUACUUGCAGCUGUGACUUGCAUAUGACCUACUCACGCAGUCGCAUUGGCCAGCUAAACCAAGGUACACGUAACAAGCGCUACCUGAGCUACCUGGAACAGGCAAUCCAACCAGACAAGCAGCAACAUGUUCUGCUGCUAGGCGAUGGUUGCCUGCUGGGAAUGGCCAGCGCGGCACUCGGUGCUGCUAGUGUUACCUGCGUGGAACCACAUCGAUUCUCGAGACGUUUGGUCGAUUCUGUGGUCAAACACAAUGCCUUAAAGAGCGUUACAUUUUUCGAGCAACUACAGCAGAUUCCAGCAGAUCAAUUAGGCAAACUGACUCACAUCUUUGCUGAGCCCUACUUUCUCAACUCUAUUUUGCCUUGGGAUAAUUUUUAUUUCGGCACUCUGAUCUUGCAGCUGCAACAGCAGCAACUGAGUGAACAGCUACAAAUAUCACCAAGUGGCGCACGAAUUUAUGCAUUGCCCGUUGAGUUUCUAGAUUUGCACAAAAUUCGCGCGCCUGUUCGUAAUUGCGAAGGCUUCGAUCUAAAGCUCUUUGAUCAAAUGGUGCAGCAUUCUGCGGAGCAGGCGCUAUCGCUAGUGGAGGCACAACCGCUUUGGGAGUAUCCUUGCCGUGCCUUAACGCAGCCGCAGCAGUUGCUCAGCGUUGAUUUUUAUAAUUUUGGUCAGGAGCAGAUGAAUCAUGGACAUCUGAAACUAGAAGACGCGUUCGGCGUGUGCAAUGGCAUUGCUUUGUGGGUGGACUGGGAAAUUGUCAAAGACUCACCCAAAUCUGUCGUUAGUACUGGACCCUCGGAGACUAUAGUGCCUGGUCAGUUUGUCAAGUGGGACAUGUUUGUACGACAGGGCGUACACUUUACCAACUAUACGGAGAAGUCAGCACAGCUGGAUUGGAACACCACCUUCAAGCCGCAGCUAGGCGAGCUUAGCUUCAAAUUUACGCUUAGCCCACAACAUAUAAAAAACGCAUAACAACGGAUUUGAGCUCAUUUUGAAGCACAAGAAUUUAGUUCAAGCAGACAAUUAAAACACAAAACUAUUACAACGCAA
Messenger RNA from Drosophila busckii, 2257 nucleotides. It is a transcript of the gene Art7, whose product is annotated as protein arginine N-methyltransferase 7. Gene Ontology annotation, molecular function: protein-arginine omega-N monomethyltransferase activity. Gene Ontology annotation, biological process: peptidyl-arginine methylation. The record is from RefSeq and is a predicted model, not a curated record. The transcript has 4 exons. NCBI's taxonomy places the organism in Eukaryota, Metazoa, Arthropoda, Insecta, Diptera, Drosophilidae. The coding region runs from base 14 to 2179 and encodes 721 amino acids.